GUGCUUUUCACUGAGCAGCGAAGCGUUAUAAUAAAAUAACCAUGCUCUAUACUGGAUUAUUUUUAUCACUGAUUUCUUACGUUUCAUUUUGUGAGUUUUCUGUUGCUGCAAAUAGACAAUUAGCCCAUGUCAAGCACUAUGAUGUUGUGCGACUACAGAAUUUAAAAGGUCGAAUGGAAAGGAGUGUUACUUCCCAACAGAAAUAUCCUGACAGAACUGAAUUUGCCUUGGUUGUUGAUGGGAAAAACAUAACAAUAUAUCUGGAGAAGAAUAGGGAGCUUUUAGGGAAGAAUUAUACUCUGACUCACUACACAAAAAAUGGCAUGAAGGUGACUACGCUGCCAUCUAAAUUGGACCACUGCUACUAUCAGGGACAUAUUCAAAAUGUAAAGGACUCCUCAGUCAGUGUUGGUCUGUGCUCUGGAAUACGUGGGUUUCUGAGAGCAGAGAAUCAGGUUUACCUGAUCGAGCCACUGGAGGAGUCUGUGAAAGGGGACCAUGCGCUUUACAAACAAGAGCACCUGCAGACUAAAAGAGCAGCUGCUGGAUACAUCAAUGACACAGUCAAUUAUCUGGGGCCCAGGUUUGCUGGACUAUAUAAAAGUGGAAACAUGAAAAAUAAAGGCAUUGGAGGGCAACGAUUUGUUGAAUUGGUUUUGGUGGCUGAUCAUAAAUUAUUUAAGAAAAUUGGAAACUUGGUGAGAAUAGAGAAGAGAAUGAUGGAAAUUGCUAAUCAUGUGGACAAGCUUUAUCGUCCUCUAAACAUCCGUAUCAUGUUGGUGGGACUCGAAGUCUGGACCAAUGGAGACCAAAUUGAGGUCAGCUCUCAGCCCAGCACAACCCUGGACAGAUUUUUAAAGUGGCGUAACGAUGAUCUCCUGAAAAGAAAGAAGCAUGAUAAUGCACAGUUUGUUACUGCAGUGGAUUUUGAGGGCUCAACUGUUGGCUUGGCUCCUGUAUCUGUUAUGUGCUCUCACAACUCUGGAGCUGUGAAUGAGGACCAUAGUGACAAUUCUAUUGGUGUGGCCUCGACCAUAGCCCAUGAAAUGGGCCAUAACUUGGGCAUGUCACAUGAUAUGACAAAAUGUGUCUGUCCAACAACAUCGCAAGACCAGGGCUGCGUCAUGGAAGACAGUAUUGGAAUUGUUUAUCCUAAGGCCUUCAGUAGCUGUAGUAAAGUAGCUUUGGAGACAUUUUUGCAGAACUAUGAUGUUAGCUGCCUGCUGGAUUUACCAAAUGAUGAUGCACUGUAUGGGGGUCCAGUGUGUGGUAAUGCCUUCGUGGAGAAAGGCGAGGAGUGUGACUGUGGUACAGUAGAGGAAUGCAAGAACCCUUGCUGUAAUGCCACCACAUGCAGACUCACAGAGGGUUCACAGUGUGCACAUGGAGAGUGUUGCCACAACUGCCAGCUUAAGAAAGCAGGGAGUCUGUGUAGACGCAGUGCUCAUGACUGUGACCUGGAUGAUUUUUGCACUGGAGAGUCUGCAUACUGCCCCAAAGAUGAAUACAAGAUGAAUGGGCUUCCUUGCAACUCCAAUCAGGGCUACUGCUAUAAUGGCCAGUGUCCGACUCAUACAGAGCACUGCCAGAAGCUGUGGGGUCCAGAUGCUGAUGUAGAUAGUAAUGCUUGCUUUGAGCUCAAUGCUUUUGAUCAAAGUUGUUCAAGGCCCAAAUAUGGCAAGUGUGCAGAACAGCACAUCAAAUGUGGGAAAAUAUAUUGCUCGGGUGGAAAUGAAUUUCCAAUAACCCAAACAAAAUAUAUGCAGUCCAUGGGUAUGAGAGAAUGCUAUUUGGCUGUGAAGCCUUCCAGCACAGAAGAGAUAGGGAUGGUGCCAACAGGUACCAAAUGUGGGACAAACAAGGUGUGUUACAACAGUUUUUGUCAGGACAUAGGCAUCUAUGGAACAAAGAACUGCUCUGCAAAAUGCAAUAACCAUGGGGUGUGUAAUCAUGAGAGGCAGUGCCAUUGUGAUCCAGGCUGGGCUCCCCCCUACUGUGAUGUGAAACUGUCAGAACUAAACAAGAAAGAUGCUGUUGUUAUUGGUGUGACUACCUCCAUAGCCAUCCUACUGCUGAUUAUUAUAGUUAUUGCAGCAUUGGCAUGUUGCAGAACCCGAAGUACAUUCCCCAAGAAAAGGUCCUUUAAAGAAAAGGACAUCAACUCGGGUCAGUCCAACCCAGUAUUUCAGACAGGCAGUGCAAAUAACAGUCCCAGGUCUGGACCACCACGUGUCAGCCAUCCCACUUUUUUGGAAUCAACAACAACACAGGCCUGCAAGCCCCUGUUUCGCCCCACUGCACCUAACAGACCAGCACCAGAGCCUCCUACAGUAGCAGCUCAAUGCAGGAUGGAACAAAUUGUGAGACCUUGCAUGGUACGCCCUAAUGUUCCAAGCAUUAGUUUAAUUCAGGCAAAGCCUUUGCUUCCACCUUCUAAACCACUACCUCCAUCAAGACCUUUACCUCCACUGAUGUCCAAAUCAGUGAAUAAUCCAAAAUCACCUCCAGUACCUCCAGCAAAACCAUCAGGGAAACAGCCAGCAUGGAAACCAUCUCAGGCAAUGGCAGUCCCAAAGGUUCCUCUGAAACCCCCUUACAUCUAGAUGAUGAGAAGCAGAUGACUUACUCUGAGUCACUCAGAGCUUCAAGAGCUGCUUUGUGAACAAUCUUAAUGCCUCUGCAGGAGCCAAAGCUUUAAAGAUUCUUCAGAUUAACCUUUGUCUCCACUUUGGAACUGAGUAACAUGAUGGGUUUGAAGGAGAUGAGUUUGAUGGGUUUGAAGGGUUAUAUCCAAGAAAACCUUUGGUUUAUGUGCACUUAUGAAUUACUUACUUCCUUUGUUCUGAAUUUGUGUUUUAGUACAAUGUUAUGCAAUGUUGUUUCGUAAUGGAUGUAACUGUAACUUCUGUUUUAUCGAGCCAGUCAAGAAUAUAAAAACACAAAUUUUAUUCAGAGUUUGUAACACUGUAAUUUAGAGUGAAUUACACUCUAAAUCCUGGGAAUGUGCCAGAGGACAAAAGUUAGGCCAUUAUUACUUUCUAAGGUGGUUAUUUUUAAUGUAUUGCUUGUUUUUAGUUGCCCUUUCAUUUUUUGCACUCAGAAAAAGGCAAUCAAACGCUGGCAAUUUUGUCUACUAAAAUGUUCUCAUAUGGACUGAUUGUCUGAAAACAUUAUUUACUUGCUGGAAUUUAAAAUACUUCGUAAUUUAAAUAAUAUGUUAACUUUGUCUUAAGAACAAGUAAAUGAAUGAGUUUUUGUUAUCA
Molecule: messenger RNA, 3263 nt
Organism: Electrophorus electricus (electric eel)
Lineage: Eukaryota; Metazoa; Chordata; Actinopteri; Gymnotiformes; Gymnotidae
Gene: adam8a
Product: ADAM metallopeptidase domain 8a
Biological process (GO): regulation of cell-cell adhesion; positive regulation of membrane protein ectodomain proteolysis; proteolysis
Molecular function (GO): metalloendopeptidase activity; cell adhesion molecule binding
Source: RefSeq, a predicted model, not a curated record